AUGUUGCCUAAAAAGUAUAAGUACUUAUCUAGAAGUGAGAAAAGGAAAAAAAGGAAGUUAGUUGAACAAUUGAAACAAUCACAAAAAGGAGCCAUGGAUAAGUUUGUAAAAACUGUAGGUUCUUCUAAUCAAGAGUUAGAUGCCUCAAAUGAACAAGAUGUUGAACAUCCAAAUAUGAGUGAAGAUAAUGAAAAGAUUGAUGGUGUGAGUGAACAUGAGAUCCCCAAUAAUAAUGAAAAUUUAUCCGUUGAUGAACAAUCAAUUCCGUUUUUCGAUAUUUGUGAUCCAAGAAAUUGGGAUAAUCUCGAUACUAAAUCAAGAGACAUCAUAGUUGAAAAAGGACCUAAUAGAGAAUUGGGUAUCGUGUUUCCUUUAGAUAACAUGUCUAGACAUUUUUCAUAUGCUUAUUAUGAUAGAAAGUUAAGYAAUGGUGAAACUAGUGAUCGAAAAUGGUUACUUUAUUCAMAAUAUGAGGAUAARGUGUAUUGUUUUUGUUGUAAGUUGUUCAAGUCUAAKAAUUAUAGAAAUGCAAUAGCUAAUGAAGGAUUUAGAGAUUGGAAGCAUCUUGGUGAGAGACUUAAAGAACAUGAGAAUAGUAUUGAACAUAUGAAGAACAUGUUAUCUUGGAAUGAACUAAGAGUAAGAUUUAACACAAACCAAACAAUCGAUAAAGACUUGCAACAAGUGAUUUUAAAAGAGAAAGAACGUUGGAGGCAAGUUUUAGUAAGAAUAAUUAUUGUUGUGAAGUGUCUUGCUAAGUAUUCUUUGCCUUUUAGAGGAUCAAAUGAGAAGUUGUAUCAACGUAGCAAUGGUAAUUUUUUGGGGUUAAUUGAAAUGAUUGGAGAAUUUGAUGUGAUAAUUCAAGAUCAUAUUAGACGCAUUCAAAAUCAUGAAGUUUAUUAUCAUUAUCUUGGCCCUAGAAUUCAAAAUGAGUUAAUUUCUCUUUUGGCUCAUAAUGUUAAAAGUUCUAUCAUGAAAAUUAUUAGAGAUGCUAAAUUUUUUUCUGUAAUUCUUGAUUAUACACCGGAUGUGAGCCAUCAAGAGCAAAUGAGUUUAAUCAGACGAUGCGUGAAUAUGUCCGGUGAUAAAAUAAAAGUAGAGGAGUAUUUUAUAGAGUUUUUAAAGGUUGAUGAUACAUUUGGUUUAGAGUUAUUCAAUGAAUUAUUAGAUGUACUUAAAUCUCUCGAUCUUAGUGUUGAUGAUGUGAGGGGUCAAGGUGACUUUGCCAAACAAAUCAAUGACGCAGUUGAAAUUCUUGAGUUUGUCAAUGUUGUAGAUUGUUAUCCUAAUGUUUCGGUUGCUUAUCGAAUUACGUUGACAGUACCUGUGACCGUAGCAUCUGCAGAAAGGAGUUUUUCAAAAUUGAAGUUAUUGAAGACGUACUUGAGGUCAUCAAUGUCACAAGAAAGGUUGAAUGGAUUGGCAAUAUUGUUCAUUGAAAAAGACAUGCUUGAUAAUAUUGAUUUAGAUGCUAAUAUUGAUGAUUUUGCAUCCAAAAAUGCUCGAAGAAAUUGUUUUGUAUGA
Molecule: messenger RNA, 1524 nt
Organism: Cynara cardunculus var. scolymus (artichoke)
Lineage: Eukaryota; Viridiplantae; Streptophyta; Magnoliopsida; Asterales; Asteraceae
Product: zinc finger MYM-type protein 1-like
Molecular function (GO): protein dimerization activity
Source: RefSeq, a predicted model, not a curated record